AGAGCAGAGAAACAACAAAGCAGAGAGUGGACGUCAAAAACACUUCUAAUUUCAGCAGUACCUCCAUCUCAAAGGCAGUGAUUAGUAAGGGAAUCUAUUCUACCCAGCUGUCUGAGAAGAUUCAUGGUAUACCCUGUACGGAUACUUGAGGAUCACAACAAUCUCUGUAAAAUAGCUAAUAUCACUAAACAUCCAGAAAUAUGUGCCAGUGGAAUACAUCAUGAAUUUCAAGCAGACAGGCAGCUUUCAGAAUUCCGUAAAUAUGAAAGCACAUACCUUUCAGCGAAAAAUUAUGCCUGUAAGCAAUAUGGCAAAACUUUAUUCAAACAACAAAGACUCAUUGAACAUCAGAGAGUUUCCACAGGAGAGGAAUCCUAUGAAUGUCAAGAAUGUCAAAAACCUUUUUCAGGGAAUCUAAGCCUCAUUCAGCACCAAAGACUUUGCAAAGGAGAAAAAUUCUAUAACUGUGAAGACUAUAGGACAGCUUUCUCACAGGAUUUAUACUUCACUCACCAUACGACAAUUCACGCAAGGAAGAAAGUCUUUGAAUGUAAAGAAUGUUCGAAAAGUUUCUCAAUGAAGGCAUACCUCACUAGACAUCAGAGACUUCACACAGGAGUCAAACCCUAUGAAUGUAAAGAAUGUAGGAAAAGGUUCAUUAGAAAGGCUUAUCUCGUAGAACAUGAGAGAAUUCACACAGGAGUCAAACCCUAUGAAUGUAAAGAAUGUAGGAAAGCUUUCUCAUCGAAGACAAACCUCACUGCACAUGAGAGAAUUCACACAGGAGUCAAACCCUAUGAAUGUAAAGAAUGUAUGAAAAGUUUUGCAACAAAGUCAUAUCUCAUAGCACAUGAGAGAAUUCACACAGGAGUCAAACCCUAUGAAUGUAAAGAAUGUAGGAAAACUUUCUCAAUGAAGACAGGCCUCACUAGACAUGAGAGACUUCACACAGGAGUCAAACCUUAUGAAUGUAAAGAAUGUAGGAAAACUUUCUCAGCGAAGACAACCCUCAUUACACAUGAGAGAAUUCACACAGGAGUCAAACCCUAUGAAUGUAAAGAAUGUACAAAAAGUUUCACAACAAAGACAGGCCUCACUACACAUGUGAGAAUUCACACAGGAAUUAAACCCUAUGAAUGUAAAGAAUGUAGGAAAAGUUUCUCAAGAAAGACAAAACUCACGGCACAUGAGAGAAUUCACACAGGAGUCAAGCCCUAUGAAUGUAAAGAAUGUACAAAAAGUUUCUCAACAAAGUCACAACUCAAAGCACAUGAGAGAAUUCACACACGAGUGAAACCCUAUGAAAGAAAAGAAUGUAAGAAAUCCUCAACGGAGACAAACCUCACUACACAUGAGAGAAUUCACAGAGCAUUGAAACACUAUGAAUGUAAAGAAUAAAACAAAACUUUGUCGAUGAAGGCAGUCCUUACUAAUCAUGAGAGAAUACAAACAGGAGCAAAACCCUGUGAAUGCAACGAAUGAAGGUAAAGUUUCUUGAGAAUGUCAGAACUCACAGCAUAUGAGAGACUUAACAGGAGUCAAGCUCCCCCCUUUUUUUUUUGCUUUUUGGGUCACCUAUGGCGAUGCUCCGGGGUUACUCCUGGUUCUGCACUCAGGAAUUACUCCUGGAGGUGCUCAGGGGACCAUAUAGAUGCUGGGAAUCAAACCUGGGUCGGCUCUUUGCAAGGUAAACUCCAUUCCUUUUUUAUACUUUUUUUAAAUUUUGCUUUUUGAACAAAGGAGUCAAUCCCUGUGAAUGUAAAGAAUGUACAAAAAGUUUCCCAAUAAAGUCACAACUGACUGGACAUGAGAGAAUUCACACAGGAGUGAAACCCUUUGAAUGUAAAAAAUGUAAAACUUUGUGAAUGAAUACAGGCCUCAGAAGACAUGAGGGAUUUCACACAGAAAUUAAACCUUAUAAAUGUAAAGAAUGUGCAAAACGUUUCUUAAGCAUUUUGUCUCUAAAUCAAUAUGAGAGACUUCACUCAGGAGUGAAACCCUAUGAAUCUAAAUAAUGUAGGCCAACUUUCUCAGUGAAGUCACUCGUCACCAGACAUGAGAGAAUUCACUCAGAAAAGAAGCCCUCUGAAUAUUAAGAAUGUAGGAAAAAUAUUUAGAAAUUUUAUAAGCCUGAGAGAAUUCACACAGAAGUAAAACUUUAUGAAUAUAAAGAACAUACAAGUUGUCUAGAAUUUCAAAAUAUUUAAUAACACAAUGGUACUCAACAUUGUAUGACUGAAACGUAAUCAUGCAAAUUUGUGAAUCUGCAACUAUCUCACAGUGAGGCAUUAAAAAUAAAAAAUUUUUAAUGAAUGGCUGUUACUUUCUUAAGUGCCCACUGAAAUCAAGGUGAUGUUGCUCUCCCCUAUUUUUUUUUGUGCUGUGGCCCUUGAGAGUAGUAGAGCCCCAGAUUUAGCUUAUAAUUCGUAAGAUGACAGCAUGCAUUUAGACUGGUAUUAUUAAUUGGUGUCACUUUUUUAAAAAAAUGUCACUUCAAUGUAAUUCAGAAAAAAGUUUAUUAUUGAACUGUUUUAGGGGUAAUCUACCUUAAGCACUGCCAUUCCAUUGUUAUCAGACCAUUUGUUCAGUUUGGUGUAGAAUUUUCAUUUCAAAUAUUUAUGUAAAAAAUUAUAUAGGAAUAUAUACGUAUGUAUAGAAAACUUCUGGACAGAGACAGCUAGCGGCGCGCCCGGGCUCCUCCCCGCCCCCACCCCACAGAAGCCUCCACCCGCGGCCCAAAACAAGCCCAGAACUGCCCUUGGCAGAGGCUGCCGCCUCGGGGGCACCCAGCACCCCUGGGGGCCGAGUCCGCAGGAAAGGGCACAGGAGAAAAGGGGGACAGGAGGCCAGCAGGGACGGCCAGGGGAGGCCACGACGGACUUGGCCAGACGAGUCCCGCGGCCUCCACCCUCGCCUGUCCCGCCGGAGAAACGGUUUCGGGGCUGGGGGCGUCUGCAGCAGAGCCCAGGGCGGGCGGCUCCAGGACAGACCAGGACACGGAGAGCCGCGGCCAGGCGGGGUCCGCACCCCCGGGGCCCCUCUGGGCUGCGCCCCAGGCGCCCCGACGCCUUUGCCCCUGCGCCUUUCCCUCCCGGUGGGUCGCACAGAGGAGACCCCACGGAACUCCCCACAGCCCCGCCAGCUCGCCCCGGUCGGGCCGGGAGGCGCUGCAGAAAGGCGGCGGCGGCUUCAGCACUGAAGGGUUCCUCCUGGCUCUGCACUCGGGAAUCUCCCGUGGCCGUGCCAGGGGACCGUGCGGGAUGCCGGGGAUCGAACCCUGGGAGCCAGCGCCCUCCCCUCCCUCCCGCUCCGGCCUCUGCAUCACUCACAUCCUCACCGAGUUUGGUCCUUUCCUGACCCGCGCGCCCCCUGCAGACGGCCGCCAGGGGGCGCCCGCGCGGAGGCUCAGGUCCUGCUUCUCUUCAGUUCCAAGGGUCUGUUCAUCCAGGGACUUUCUUUCCUUCUCCACUGGGUUUAGGUCUGUUCCACGUGUCCAUACAGAGGCCAUUGAUUGGUUUGGUUUUUUCCUGACAGCCAGUUCUCGUCAUUGCAUAAAACGCACAUGUUUAGGCACUCUGUGUUUGUGUGUAUGUAUCUAUCUGUGUCUAUAUGUGUGUCUAUGUGUGAGUCUAUGUGUGUUUUUGUCUGAACCUUUUGAAACAUGCUGACUUUGGCCAUCUUGACCUUCUGGUCCAUCGAGUCUGUUUUUCUUUUCAUCUAUGCACGAAUUUUAUGAUAUUCUAUUAUACAGCAAUAUAAAGUAUAAUAUGAAUCUAACAAUACUUUAUAAUAAAUACUAAUUUAUUAAUAUAUAUUUCUAUAAUUUAAGUUUAUGCUAGAUAUAAAUGCAAAGUUAUAGAUGUAUAUAUGAAUCUAACUAUGAACAUACAACAAAUUUAUUAUACAUGAGUUUUAUUAGAUGUGAAAUGAAUCAACUAUCUUUGGGUCUGUUGCUCUUUUUCACGUGCCGGCCCGGCAGCCUUCACACCCAGGCUCCGUUAGUCCCUGAGUGGUCAGGAGCAUGAGUCUGGACUGAACUCCCCAGUGCCCUAGAGACUCACUGUCUUUUUCCCCCUUUUCUUUACUUACGUGUCUUUUA
Molecule: messenger RNA, 4099 nt
Organism: Sorex araneus (European shrew)
Lineage: Eukaryota; Metazoa; Chordata; Mammalia; Eulipotyphla; Soricidae
Product: zinc finger protein OZF-like
Exons: 2
Coding region: 124-1398 (424 amino acids)
Source: RefSeq, a predicted model, not a curated record